This is a messenger RNA of Candidozyma haemuli, 879 nucleotides long. RefSeq lists its product as uncharacterized. Bases 1 to 879 code for a protein of 292 amino acids. The record is from RefSeq and is a predicted model, not a curated record. Lineage: Eukaryota; Fungi; Ascomycota; Pichiomycetes; Serinales; Metschnikowiaceae. The transcript is spliced from 2 exons.
AUGGCUAGCGAACAACCAAAUGACGUGGCUGAGCCAGAGGAUGAACUCGGAACUGGGCUCACAGUUCUAGGUCUGAAGGAACGUUAUGAUCAUCCGCCUGACCCCAAAGUAGGCAGGUUCUUUGAUCUGGAAGUGACAACGCGUCCUAUGGAUCCUGAUGAAAGAACGAAAAGGGAGUUUUGUGACCUUCCCGAAAUGAUUUUCAAUAGUAAGAAGGACCUUGUCGAUUUUGCUUGUGGUCAUUCGUCUACCAACUGUUUUUGUCUUGCUGUUACUCAUUCGAAGAAAGACCAGUAUGUUUAUCUUAGAUGUGAAUAUGGCGGUUCUCCAAGCCCAGGUCCUUCUGAUUCCGAAAGAAAACGAAUCAGCUUUACAAAGAGGAUGAAUUGUCCAUUUCGGCUUUCUGGGACAUGCCGUAAAGAUGGAACUUGGAGAUUGAAUCCCAUUGAUUCAAACCACAAUCAUCCACUCACCUUUGAUGUGGAAUUUCGUGCUUUGGCUCGCCGAUCUGACGCAGAAACGAUUGACAGGAAGCGUCAGUUAGUGGACGCCGCCGCUGAUGCUCGGAAAAUGUGGGUCGACUUGCGAAGGCGGUAUCCAGAGCAUGUAAUUGACCCUAGAGAUAUUUGGAAUGUUAUUGCAAAGAAAAAGCGACUCAAAGGUGCUCCAUGGACAACGAUUUCUCGGCCACCUGCCCGUUUAAAUGAUCAUCAAGAUCAGGAAGUAGCACCGCCGAAGGGUAUCUCUGUCCAAACAAGCUGGCCAGUUCUUCAUCCUAAAUUUUCUGCUGCUAAGCGUUCUAUGAGUGUCGUCAGCAUAGGUCCUAAUGAAGAACAUCAAACAGCUAAUUAUAUGAACCCUAAACUACAUGACAUUUAA